AUGGAUCACUCACUCGAAAACUACAAAUCUUACAUCGGAAAGCCCAUUUCUGAGCUCCCCACGCCAUCCCUCGUCAUCAAUCUCCCCGUCCUCAAGCAAAAUGUCGACACUCUACACCGCGACGUCGAGAAGCUCGGUAUCGGCUUCAGACCUCAUGUAAAAACGCUCAAGUCCCUCGAGGUGACGAGGAUGAUGCUCGCGGGCGGCAAAUACAGGGGUAUCGUCGCCUCCACCAUUCCCGAGAUCAAGGGUGCCCUGCCCCUGGUGAAAGAGGGCAUCCUGGACGAGUGUCUGUACGGUCUUCCCGUCUACCCUAGCAUUCUGCCAAGACUGGUUGAGCUCCGAAAAUCGCUACGCAUCCUCCUCAUGGUGGACAAUGAGCAGCAAAUAGCGCUUCUUGAGCAGUCAGACUCGAGCAAGCAGCCCUGGGACAUCUUUGUCAAGCUAGAUGUCGGCUCGCACCGAGCGGGGGUGGAGACCAACAGCCAAGCCCUCAAUAAUCUGGUAGAGCGCGCUGAACAGUCAUCGGCAGUUAGCAUCUACGGAUUUUACUGUCACGCCGGACACUCGUACGCGGGCAGGUCGCGAAACGAAGCUGAGGAGACCCUCAACGUUGAAGUAUCCAGCGUGCUUUCAGCAGCCAAACUCCUCCCCUCAGACCGCAACAUCGUCAUCUCGGUGGGCAGCACACCAACAGCACACGUAGUGGAGAGCCUCAAAGCUUCAAUGCCAGCCAACAUCAAGCUCGAACUCCAUGCAGGAAACUUCCCCAGCAACGACCUCCAGCAAGUAUCAACGGGACUUGUAACCGAAGCCCAGCAAGCCGUCUCGGUGGCGGCCGAGGUGUGCAGCGUAUACCCAGAGAGGAACGAGGCGCUCGUCAACGCGGGCGUGAUUGCGCUGUCGCGCGAGGCGAGCGCCUUCACCGGAUUCGGCCGCGUGGUGGGCAAGCAGGCGUGGGGCGUGGUGCGACUCUCGCAGGAACACGGCAUCUUGGGCACCAGCGAGGACGGACGAAGGGUCGAGGACGACUUUGAGGUUGGGCAGCGGGUCGAAUUGUGGUGCAAUCACGCAUGCAUCACUGCGGCGGCGUUUUACGUGUAUUAUGUCGCUGAUGAAGAAGGGAUUACCAAGAGUGGGUCUCGAGCCGCAUACGUCAUCGCCUACCGCGGUAGCUUCAAAAGUGCGGGCGUAAUCACCCUCAACACCUCUCCUCACAUCACACAAGUCAUCAUGUCUUACGCCGACGUUGCUGCCAGCGGACCCAAGCAGUCCCCCCAGGACGCUGCUGCUCCUCAGCCUCCUGAGAUCAUCUCCACUGAGUCCGCCUCCACCGCUUCCCUCAUCGACGUUGACCUGCCGUCUGUGCACACCGUCAACUCCGAGUUCCUCGACCAGCCCGUCAAGACCGAGACCCAAGCGGCUCGCAUCGAGAGAGAAGAGGAGGCUCGUGAGGAGAAGCGAAAGCGUGACGCCGCUGCCGCCAAGGCCCGUAAAACCGACAACUGGCUGAUCCAACAAUUUUCUCGUCUUUCCGACGGCAGCGCUACUGGUCUUGUUAUUGCCAACUUUGCUACCGUUGUCGGCCUGAGUGCGUACCUGGGCUACAAGGGUUGGGGUCUGUACGAGAAGGGCAAGCUCGACUGGAAGGCCGUCGGUAUUGGUGCCGGUAUCCUCGCCAGCGUGAGCGCGGCCGAGGGUGUUCUUGGACGGUAUCUGUACAAGGGCAAGAAGGGUGGUUCCUAGAGGGGUCCCAAUGAAAACGACAUAAUAAAGCGAAGCGAGGAGUAUAUGAACCUCCUAGGUAGCCAGGGGACAAGGCUACUGUGCCUGGUGACGCGCAUCUAUUUCCCUGCCGAGGGGUGGAGCGAGGAUGCGUGAAUGUCCCAGUUUCUUGUUGCAUUGUUUGGCACUGUUUGAUAGUCUCUUGAUACCGGCUUAUUACCCAUCUCAAUCAAUACACGCACAGGCACAAU
Messenger RNA from Fusarium vanettenii 77-13-4, 1976 nucleotides. RefSeq lists its product as uncharacterized. The transcript has 7 exons. Bases 1 to 1746 code for a protein of 581 amino acids. The record is from RefSeq and is a predicted model, not a curated record. NCBI's taxonomy places the organism in Eukaryota, Fungi, Ascomycota, Sordariomycetes, Hypocreales, Nectriaceae. Gene Ontology annotation, molecular function: D-serine ammonia-lyase activity. Gene Ontology annotation, biological process: D-serine catabolic process.